UACACAUAAGCCAUGAAUUUGCCAAAACCAAUGGACCAAUUACUCCCAAUCCUCCUCUUUCCCCUCCUAAUCAUCGUCGUCGCCCUAACUCGGAUCACCAAAUCCACAAAUUCCAGCUGCAAAUCAUCAUCACCUGACAUCUUCGUAGCUCCUCUGCCGCCUGGCCCACGCCCGCUUCCGAUCAUCGGCCAACUGCAUCAUCUGCUCUCCGGCGACCCCCUCGCCCAUGUUUCUCUCAGAAACCUCUCCUCCCUUCACGGCCCCAUCAUUCUCCUCCGCCUCGGCCAACUAAACCUCACCGUCGUCUCCUCCCGAGAAGCCGCCGAAGAAAUCCUCCGAACCCAAGACCUCUGCUUCGCAUCUCGCCCACAGCUCAUCCGCAGCGGAGCUAUGACCUAUGGCUACAACGACAUCGCCAUGGCACCUUACGGCCCCAACUGGCGCCUUCUCCGCAAGAUCUGCGUGACGGAGCUGCUCACAGCCAAGCGCGUCGCCAGCUUCGCAGCCAUCAGAAAAGAGGCUGUUUCAGCCUUAGUCGAAAGCAUCGCCGCCGCCGCCGGAAGAAAAGAAGCUGUCAAUCUCAAGCAAAAGCUUGAGGAGACCACGAAUGAUAUUAUAAUGAAGGCGGCGUUCAGCAGAAGGUGUCGACAAGGGAGGAAGGAGGAGUUGCUAAGCAUGAUGCGGGAAAUGAUCUCGCUGACGUCGGGACUAAACGUGGCUGAAUUUUUCCCGUGUCUAGGGUUUAUUGACACCAUGCUCGGCGUGAAGGGACAAAUCGAAAGGCAUUUUAGGAGAAUGGAUGAGAUCCUGGAGGAGCUCAUCGGCGAGCACGAAGAUCGGCUGAGGUUGAAGAAGAUGGCAGGCCCUGAAAGCGGCGACGAGGAUUUGCUGGAUGUUCUGCUUCGGGCUAGGGACGAAGGGCACGUGGACCAAUCGAUUAGCACUCAAAACGUUAAGGCGAUCGCCGCUGACCUAUUCUUUGCUGGCACAGAUACAUCAUCAACUACAAUGCAAUGGGCCAUGUCUGAGCUGAUAAGAAAUCCCAAAGCAAUGGAGAAAAUACAAAAGGAGAUCCGACAAGUGGCCGCAACAGCACGAAAGAGACAAAUAGAAGAAGAAGACCUCAACCAGCUCGACUACUUAAAACAAGUUAUCAAAGAGACUCUACGGCUCCACCCUUCCCUUCCAUUACUGGUGCCGAGAUUGUGCCGCCAGACCUGCCAAGUGCAAGGAUACACAGUACCGGCCGGCACGAGAGUUCUCGUCAAUGUGUGGGCGUUAGGCAGGGAUUCUCGAUACUGGAAACAGCCGGAGAUGUUUCGGCCGGAGAGGUUUGAUGAAGCGGUGGUGGAUUUCAAAGGAGCUAACUUUGAGUUCUUGCCGUUCGGAGGCGGCCGGAGGAUUUGCCCAGGGAUGAAUUUUGGAAUGGCGAGUGUGGAGCUUGUGUUGGCUAAUCUGUUGCUUUGCUUUGAUUGGGAGCUUCCGGAUGGACGGAGGGCUGAGGAUUUGGAUAUGAGGGAGGUCAGUGGAUCAACUACAGGAAGGAAGGUUGAUUUGUGUCUGCUUGCAACUCCAUAUGUUUCAAGCUAGCUCCCAUUUUCAAUGAAAAUAUUUAUGUUAAAAAUAUAUUUGAAUGAGCUAAGAUGCUAAAAAGCUUACUGAUGUAUUGCUUA
Messenger RNA from Dendrobium catenatum, 1673 nucleotides. RefSeq names its product premnaspirodiene oxygenase-like. The transcript is spliced from 2 exons. NCBI's taxonomy places the organism in Eukaryota, Viridiplantae, Streptophyta, Magnoliopsida, Asparagales, Orchidaceae. The record is from RefSeq and is a predicted model, not a curated record. Gene Ontology annotation, molecular function: oxidoreductase activity, acting on paired donors, with incorporation or reduction of molecular oxygen; heme binding; monooxygenase activity. Bases 13 to 1590 code for a protein of 525 amino acids.